GCAGAAUGUCACUCCGGUGUGUCAAAGUCCACGUAGUCUCACAAACUCGUGUCGUCUUGGACAUUCACAUUAUUCAGCUUCAUCAUGGCUGGACAGCUGCUGUUAGUCGUCCUCAUGUAUUCCUUCGCUGAAAUGAAAGCACAAGCUCUUCCUCCACCUACACUGACAGUGAAUCCAUCGGUGAUCACAGAGACAGACUCCGUCACACUGAACUGUCAGACUCCAACAUCUGUUUCUGUGUCUCAGUGUUAUUUCUACACUGUAAGUGGAGGAAAUGUCAGAGGCUUCUCUUGUCAGCAGACACUGACAGGAACAUAUCUGCUGAAGAUGACAAGUCAGAGUUCACCUGCUGAGGUUAAAAUGAAAUGUUUUUACACUGAAAAGCUUGGAGAGUUAGAUUCUCAAUCUCCACACAGUGACACGUCCUCCAUCAUCAUACACACUCUUCCUCCACCUACACUGACAGUGAAUCCAUCAAUGAUCACAGAGACAGACUCCGUCACAAUGAACUGUCAGACUCCAUCAUCUGUUUCUGUGUCUCAGUGUUAUUUCUACACUGUAAAUGGAGGAAAUGUCAGGAUCUUCUCCUGUCAGCAGACACUGACAGGAACGUAUCUGCUGAAGAUGACACACCAGAGUUCACCUGCUGAGGUUAAAGUGAAAUGUUAUUACACUGUAAUGUUUGGAGAGUUCAAUUCUCAAUCUCCACACAGUGACACGUCCUCCAUCAUCAUAAACACUCUUCCUCCACCUACACUGACAGUGAAUCCAUCAAUGAUCACAGAGACAGACUCCGUCACACUGAACUGUCAGACUCCAUCAUCUGUUUCUGUGUCUCAGUGUUAUUUCUACACUGUAAAUGGAGGAAAUGUCAGGAUCUUCUCCUGUCAGCAGACACUGACAGGAACAUAUCUGCUGAAGAUGACACAUCAGAGUUCACCUGCUGAGGUUAAAGUGAAAUGUUAUUACACUGUAAAGCUUGGAGAGUUCAAUUCUCUAUCUCCAUACAGUGACACGUCCUCCAUCUUCAUACACAAAACAGAUAGUAUGACCCCUAUGACUCCAAAAUCUGGUGAUGAAUUAACAGGUUUGAGUGUUAGUACUCCUGGCAUUCAAGAAAGCUCUGUCUCUGCAGCCCCUCUGGAAACAGCUUCAGCAGAAAUGUGGAUCUGGACGUUGCCCGUCGCUGUGGCUGGUUGUGGAGCAACUGUGGGAAUCAUCUUACUGAUUUCAGCAGUUUUGUGGAAGAAAAGAAAAGCUGCAGGUUCUGAGGAAGAGACAAGGCAGGAGUCUCAAAAUGAGAAUUAUGACACAUACCAUUUGUACUCCACCAUCUCUGAGGAGCCAGCUUCUACAGUCCUGAAGGACAUGAUGUACAGCAGCGUGCAGGCACACUGAAAUGCAAACUGUUUUACACCGUAUAAAGAGGAGACAGUCGAAGGAAGUGUUAGAAAUGUAAAGUUUAAAGCUGACAUCUAUAAUCUAUUCUAGAGUCUAGAUUAUAGAUGUCAGCAAGAAUCAGGACAUACAGCUAGUCUAGAAUGUAGACUAAUGUUACACUGCUGUGAUGUCUUUCUCAGACCAAACCAAAGUUUCCCAUGUUUAACAGCCAGAUCCAAUUUUAAGUUGUAAUAGUUCAUUUUACUCCUGUUUGUAAAUUUUGUUUUGUUUUCUGACAUGUUUCCUGUUUAAUCUUGAUCACCACACUCCAUGGCAUUUUCCUGCUGAAGACAAAGUCAUUUGUGAUACAUAUGGAUCUGUACAGGGUCAAAUAUUAAAUAAUAACAUGGUGAAUGUAGGCUUACUCCUGUUGAACUGGGAAAGACAGCAGUGAAUGCUGAUAGAUGUGAACUGGCUUUGUUGUUGGACAAGUUGGGUCUAUAAUUUAUAGCUUUAUCCCUCAUUUCAACAUAUCAUAAUCAAUCAGAUCAUGAUGUCACAGUACCUGAAAGUGACUACUGAGAUCUGGGAACACCACAGAAUGACUACAGUAAGUCAGAGAGUGCAGGAAACAUGAGUGGUCAGACCACUUUAUUGAGAAGUGAAACUGGUCUGUGAACUGACAGUUUGACUUCUUUCCAUGUUGGAUGUCUUUUGAACAAUAUCACUACAUUCCCAUGUCUCAGCAAUUCACUUGGUGAGUACAGCCAGCAAAAUAAUAUUAUAGAUUAACCACAGACCCAGAUUAAUAAAAUAAUGAUACAUAAUUUGUAGAAACAAAUCUAAAGUGAGCCAGAAUUACAUUAGGUCAAUGUUGCAUGAUUUCCUUUGCAAAGUGUCUGUUGUAUAAAUUGGUUGAGGCCCACAUGAAUGUAAAGUGGUUUUGUAAUUGAUGAAAGAUAAGAACGCAGUUUACACAAACAUAAACCAUUAUGGCUCAUCCGGCCUUAUUGCACAUUUUAUUUCAAAUAACAAUUGUGAAAUGUCUUGAAAAAUAUCGAAAACAACAGUUUUUUUUUGUAUGCAUUUGUUUUUCUGAAUGUAAACAUGUUCAUUUACAUGUGUGCAGGUAAUACAUAAUUUGUAUUUGACCCACCU
This is a messenger RNA of Chelmon rostratus (copperband butterflyfish), 2538 nucleotides long. RefSeq lists its product as uncharacterized. Gene Ontology annotation, biological process: cell surface receptor signaling pathway. The transcript is spliced from 10 exons. The record is from RefSeq and is a predicted model, not a curated record. The coding region runs from base 85 to 1398 and encodes 437 amino acids. NCBI's taxonomy places the organism in Eukaryota, Metazoa, Chordata, Actinopteri, Chaetodontiformes, Chaetodontidae. Gene Ontology annotation, molecular function: transmembrane signaling receptor activity.